This is a messenger RNA of Desarmillaria tabescens, 813 nucleotides long. RefSeq lists its product as uncharacterized. Bases 1 to 813 code for a protein of 270 amino acids. The transcript is spliced from 3 exons. The record is from RefSeq and is a predicted model, not a curated record. NCBI's taxonomy places the organism in Eukaryota, Fungi, Basidiomycota, Agaricomycetes, Agaricales, Physalacriaceae.
AUGGGUACGAAGGAUAACAGAUUGCCUAGCCGCAAACUCGCACUGCUAGGACUGCGCUACCCCAGUAUCGUUUUUGCAGAAGGCAGCAGCCGACCAAGGAUUACGUCGCAUGAGGCCUACGACGCAAAAGAGUUGUCGUCACCAGAUGGCUCUCGUGGAAUGGUAUCCACCACAUUUCAAAGAUCUAUACCCAUCACAACGCCACCCUUACAUCUCGAUAUACCUAUCUCAACUGCAUCCGUAACUAGGAGUCAUGGCUUUGAAGCAUUCUACUCUCUCCCCACCCGGUAUUUCCGUCGUCUCUCCUGCCCAAUAUCAAUCUUUCGCCAUGCCAAACAACCCUACCAUCCCUACCGGCAGGCCAUCAGAUCCCUUUGUGUUGUUGGAGAUAGUGGCGGCUUUGCGAACUUCGAGACUCGGCCCGCACUCCCCGUUUUGGGACCAUGCACAUCCCAUGAACCUAUCGUCCAAAUUCCUUUCUCCCUGAAUACCCCUGCAAACAUACUGUCACACCUUCCCCGCACGAAACCAAGGAUCAAUAUAGAGGCGGCACUCUCGCAGGGUGUAUCUCAGAUCAACAAGCGGUACACCAGGGGAUACUCGGGAGCGAUUCGCUCUUCUUGGAUCUCCUUGCCGUUCACCAGGUUCAAACAGCUUACGGUAAGCAUCUUUGCUUACACGAGGACCAGUCGAUUGAAACCGUCGACUAGAGUUCUAUUCAUCGUCGUCUCUGCUAUACAGGCCUUUUUCGAGGACAUGUAUUCCCCUCUGCACGGCUCUGUGGAUAAUGGCGUGCCUCGGUCCACCCCGUGA